Molecule: messenger RNA, 1476 nt
Organism: Fusarium verticillioides 7600
Lineage: Eukaryota; Fungi; Ascomycota; Sordariomycetes; Hypocreales; Nectriaceae
Exons: 2
Coding region: 1-1476 (491 amino acids)
Source: RefSeq, a predicted model, not a curated record
AUGAGCGCGCAACGCACCCCGGCCGCACAUCGCGAUGAGCCUAGGAAGCAGAAUAAAGGUCGACCGUCAAAAUCAGAUCGUGUCGCCAAUAUCCCAGAGGACGCCAUCAACCGAAUCCAAGCGCGGAGAAUGUUGGUAGAGAAUCCCCUUCCCAGAAGUCAAGGCGACGAUUUGGCUGGCUUUUACCAUGACCGUAUAUCAAUGGGGAUGGAGAUGGACGGUCAAUGGGACCCUGAAGACGAUGAAGCGGUCGAUGAGGAAUGGGAUCAGUUCGCUCAAACGGCAAAACUUCCAGAUUUCGCAAAGUCGACGCGACAUGGGUAUUUAUUGACACUGUUCAAAGUAUAUCUGCGACUGUACCAGACAACGCCUAUUGUGCUCCUCUCUCUGUACUAUCAGCUUCGGUACCAGGCAACGUCCAUUAAUGGGACGGGCCAUGGCUGGGUCUUCUGGAAGUCAUUCUGUGAGGACCUGACGGCUCUUAUGGGGCAUCCGGUUUGGGAAGCAAAUACGAAACUCUUGGCCGAAGCCUUAGCUUGGACAGUCAUAUAUCGCCUUGAUGAUCGCCGUCCCUGGGGCGGUAGUCUCGAAAAGCCCUGUCCAGUUCUAGAGUCCGUCUUAGAACAAGUUCGGAUAUGCGGCGAAAACAAUCAACCACUACCAAGCUCUCUUCACGAGAUGCACAAAUCCGCAAGGCAGCGCGCUUCUCAACGUGGCGUGUCACCCAGUAUCUGGUCUGAUCUAUUCAUGAAGAUAGGUGAGAUUGCUCGUGGAGAGCCCGCCGACGAGCCCGACAACAACUUCCGGAUUCUUUUUGGCUACCCGGUUCUGCCAGUCACCCUCGAGGACUUGAGACACCUUAGGGACGCCAUUAAUGCUACGACUUUGGGGCCCGAGUGUGACUACAGUGUCGGCGACGCCUUGGGAGGCUGGAACGCAGAGGCUUCUGGACAGUGUCUACCGGAAAGAAAAAUCUCACGUCGAGAACACGAUUCCAUAUCUCCUCAUGGCGAGGGCAGCCGGGGUACAGUUGGUCCGAGUAAUUCUCAGUUCGAAGAUACUGCCUCUGAGUCCGAACUGAGUACUGUCUCCCGACAACGUUCUGUCCUGAGCUCUCGAUUACGCCCUGGCGGUGACGGCGGUAGUGAAACUGGAGGUACAUUCGAUGACAAUUUCGAGGAGGAGGCUGAGUCCGACAGUACCCCCGCGCUAUGGGCAUCCGCUCGUGACGAAAUUCAUACCUCAGAAGCACUACCUCAACAGCCAUCUACAGCGUCCCCUGGCGAGUCUCUUCAGAACAGUCGAGUACUUUCAGAAAUUUCAGAAUUAAGAAGAGAGAACCGAGAGUUGCGAGAUGGUCAGCAGCGUCUAUACAAGCUGAUGGAGGAAAGCCAAAAGCGACACAACGAAUCCAUGGGAAGCAUCCAGGCGCAACUUCGGGAGUUGAUUGAGGCGAACCAGGCAUCGAACCUUUAG